AUGUCUCGUUCGCCCUCUGGUGCAUCACUUUCACCUCGUUCGAGUGAUCAUCUGCCACAUCCAAUUAUUCCGCGACGAGAACGAACACUUUCUCAAUGUGAGCGGGCGUUACAAAGUCCAUCCUACGAAGACAACCCAAGUCAAAUGAUUUUUGCACAUGUUUCUGAUAUCGAUGAUGAUUAUGUACCGAAAAAAGGCGACAUUGUUUCCUUUAAGAAAAUGCUAAUGCCGCCGAAGAAUGAAAAAGUCAUGGCUGUGCAUAUCAAACUUCUACAUUUAGCUGAAGGUGUCAAACACGAGUCAUGGGAAGAAGCAGUUGAGCAUGACAUGGAAACUCGACGACCGUCACGUCAUGAUUGUUUAUCGAUGACAAAUGAAACCGCUGGUAAUGGUGAUCAUAUACAUCAUGCUAUACCUCGCGUAUCACCUGUUACACACGUUGAUUAG
This is a messenger RNA of Adineta ricciae, 447 nucleotides long. The record is from the annotation of a GenBank genome assembly. NCBI's taxonomy places the organism in Eukaryota, Metazoa, Rotifera, Eurotatoria, Adinetida, Adinetidae.